Molecule: messenger RNA, 1337 nt
Organism: Hyposmocoma kahamanoa
Lineage: Eukaryota; Metazoa; Arthropoda; Insecta; Lepidoptera; Cosmopterigidae
Product: RNA-binding protein 7
Exons: 3
Coding region: 31-624 (197 amino acids)
Biological process (GO): regulation of alternative mRNA splicing, via spliceosome
Cellular component (GO): nucleus
Molecular function (GO): single-stranded RNA binding
Source: RefSeq, a predicted model, not a curated record
GCCAAUUAGGUAGUUGUUUUAUCGCGUUGAAUGAUGUAUGACGAAGAAAGUAAAACGCUGUGGUGUGGGAACUUGUCAGAUCAAGUCACUGAGGAGAUUUUAUACGAGUUGUUUCUGCAGGCUGGACCCCUGGAGCAAGUGAGGAUAGCGAAAGAUAGAGAUGGUCGGCAGAAGAAUUUUGCAUUUAUUACCUACCGGCACGCGGUUUCGGUACCGUACGCAAUCUUCAUAUUCAAAGGUACAGCUCUUUUUCAUAAGACACUGAACUUGCAAUGUCGUGGGCGUAUGGUGCCUUUGCCGCCGCCAAUUCGAUGUUACGGGCCGGAGACGCCACAGGAAUUUGUGCCUAGUGGAAAUGAGAUACGUUCCCAAUUCGCUGACAUGGCAUCGAGGCUGGAAGGCGAGGACUUGACAACGGUGCGACGGCCUCGAGAGCAGGACCGAGAUGCCUUAGUAAUGGCCAGUUUACAGGGCAAUUGGCAUAAUAGGCAUCACCCAUAUAGACACAAUGACUUAAGACCUAGAGAAAGAGACCAUAGAGAGAGGGAUAGAGACAACAGAGCCUCAAACCACUGGAGAGAUAGGAGGAACCAUAGAAGAGGCAAUUACCACCGGCGAGACUAAAUAGCUUUAGUUCUUUUGAGAUUUUUCAAUGACAGAAUGUUGCAUAUUCUCGCAUUUCAGCUGGUAUCUCUUAAGAACAAAAUUAAUUGGAUACUAAUAAGCAAUACCGUGUCGACCAACAUGAUCAGAGUUUUGCGAACAUGGCACCUUAACAUUUUUUUCAUUGUUUUUUAUAUUUUGUUCUAAAAUUUACUUAUAAAUUGAAAACUUUUGCUGUUGUGCUUGUUGUUGCUGGGAAAUUAUAGUAAUAAAUCACAACUGUUCUUCAUUCCCGAGGUGACAACCCAAAAGUUUUAAUUUUACAAGUAAAUUUGACAUCAACCUCAAAUACAACAAAAAGUCUAUGUGCCAUUUUCGCAAGACUAUGUUCAUAUUGUUGACACAUUAUUGUUUAUCAGUGUCCAACACAAUACAUUUAAGAUGUUACAUUUUUCAAAAGUAAAAUAAAGCAAUGAGCUUAUUCCAUCUUCACUUUCCUUGUUAAUUGUCCCCUUUAAUAAGAACUGUGGACUUCCGGUUGGGAACUGCAAGAGGCUGUUUGUGUUUUGGCGAAUUUCCAUUUUUAUAUCCCCUGUUGACCUAUCUUAUGUGUUUAGUUAACUGGUUUGUGGUUAUUAUACAUUAUAUUGGUAAAUCAACAGCUCCGCAGCAUCAAAAUUUAAUUUCUAUGUAUUAAAACUUGCAUUUCUCACAUUGUCCUCCCACAAGACUCG